Molecule: messenger RNA, 603 nt
Organism: Zychaea mexicana
Lineage: Eukaryota; Fungi; Mucoromycota; Mucoromycetes; Mucorales; Lichtheimiaceae
Product: ribonuclease III domain-containing protein
Exons: 4
Coding region: 36-512 (158 amino acids)
Biological process (GO): mitochondrial translation; RNA processing
Cellular component (GO): mitochondrial large ribosomal subunit
Molecular function (GO): ribonuclease III activity; structural constituent of ribosome
Source: RefSeq, a predicted model, not a curated record
UGCACAUACACACAUACUUCUCCAGAACAGAAAACAUGCUGCGAACAGUAUUGGGACGACGGUCAUUCCACAGCACAUUCCUUAAUCGAGCCGAGAAAACAGCAUCGCCAGAUUUCAAUGUCGAAACAGCAAGCCAACACCUUGGCGUAUCAUUCACAACGCCCAACCUUUUACAACGAGCCUUAACGCACAAAUCAUUCAAGCAUGGCACUGUACCUACAAACGAACGUCUCGAAUUCUUGGGCAGUCGCGUGGUGAGCUUAUUGGCCACAGAGCAAGCUGUUAAGAACAACGCUGUUGACCUGAAAGAGCAAGUCGUUACACAGACAAGUGCAACAAACUUAGCCCAUCUUUUUGAUACACUGAACCUUGAGAGUGGAUUGCAGUAUCACCUGCCAGACGGCGUAACGCCCAAGGUCAAGGCAAAUGUCUACAAGGCUGUAGUUGGCGCAGUAUAUCAUGACAAGGGAUUCUCGGCCGCACGUGAAUUUGUACAGAAGCAUCUGUCAUAAAAAUCAAAACAUUUCAUCAUCCAAAAAGAAAAAGAACUCUUUAAUAUACACGAAACAAGCAAAAUUCAAGAUGCACAAACGCAAAAAAAAA